AGACUCUUUACUUACAUUUCAACCUUCUUCCUUUAAUUCUUCCCGUAUAUUCCAGAGUCUUCGCCGAUCUCACCUCUCCAUCGCCGUCGAUCCCUCAACUCAUGGCCGCGAUCACGCAACCCAAGCUCCCUCCGGCCUCCAUCGCCAUCUCCCGGCCUCUUUCCCCUCGCCGCCAUACGCACCUUCUUAUCCCGUCCCUGCCCUCGCCGCCGCCUUCGAUGCGGGCCGCGAAGGUCCGAUCUCCGUUCGCGGUCAGGGAUGACUCCAUGUCCUCGAUCAUCGCCGACCUGGAGAUGGAUGAGGAGGAGGAGGACCUGACGGAGGGGUCUGGCAGGGGACUCGCUGAUCGGUGGCGCGAGAUCCACGGCCGCGAUGACUGGGCCGGCCUCCUCGAUCCCAUGGACCCGCUCCUCCGAUCGGAGCUCAUCCGGUACGGCGAGUUCUCCCAGGCCUGCUACGACGCCUUCGACUACGACCCCGUCUCCCGCUUCUGCGGCAGCUGCAAGUACAACCGCCGUAGCUUCUUCGCCUGCCUCGGCAUGGCCGACCACGGCUACGCCGUCACCCGCUACCUCUACGCCACCUCCAACUUCAACCUCCCCAACUUCUUCCGCACCUCGCGGGCCGGCGCCAAGACCUGGAGCCAGAAGGCCAACUGGAUCGGCUACAUCGCCGUCUCCGACGACGAAGCUUCCGCCCGGAUAGGGCGGCGCGACAUCGUUGUAGCGUGGCGGGGCACGGUGACGCGGCUGGAGUGGAUCGCGGAUCUGAUGGAUUUCCUCCGGCCGGUGGCCGAGGUGGGGAUCCCUUGUCCUGACAGCGCAGUCAAGGUCGAGUCAGGGUUCGCGGAUCUGUACACGGACAAGGACCCGACGUGCCGGUUCUGCAAGUACUCUGCUCGGGAGCAGGUGAUAACGGAGGUGAGGAAAUUGGUGGAGCACUACGCGGGGGCGAAGGGGGAGGAGGUGAGCAUAUCAGUGACGGGGCACAGCCUCGGGAGCGCGCUGGCGAUGCUGAGCGCCUACGACAUCGCGGAGAUGGGGCUGACGAGAGUGGAGGGGAAGGCGGAGCCUUUGCCGGUGGCGGUAUUCUCGUUCUCGGGGCCGCGGGUGGGCAACGCGCGGUUCAAGGAGCGGUUCGAGGAGGGAGUAGGGAUCAAGGCGAUCCGGGUGGUGAACGUCCACGAUACGGUGCCGAAGGUGCCAGGGAUCCUGUUCAACGAGCGGAUACCGGCGGCGAUCCGGCGGAUGGCGGAGGGGCUGCCGUGGAGCUACAGCCACGUCGGCGUGGAGCUAGCUCUGGAUCACAAAUGGUCCCCCUUUCUCAAGGACACCGGCGACCCCUCCUGCUUCCACAAUCUGGAGGCCCACCUGCAUCUCCUUGAUGGGUACCAUGGGAAGGGGCACCGAUUUGUGCUGGCAAGCGCGCGAGACCCGGCGUUGGUGAACAAGGCGUGCGACUUCCUCAAGGACCACCACAUGGUGCCGCCGUUUUGGCGGCAGGACGAGAACAAGGGCAUGACCCGAGCCCAUGACGGCCGGUGGGUGCAGCGCAACCUCCAUGAGAUCGACGACCACCCGGAGGACACCCCCUACCUCCUUCGCCGUUUGGGCCUCAAGGAUCACCACUAAUAGCUGCAUUACUAUCUGUAUAUAUAGAUGAGGUCCAUCAUCAAUAUUUAAAGUUUUGGGAAAUUUCAAUGGUAUAUUAUCGUUAGUUACAGAGCAUUAUCCUCGCUAGUGUAUCUUUAAAUUGUUAUUCAAUGUUUAUUAUAGAUAAGUAUUGUAAAUAUACUCUUUAACA
Messenger RNA from Zingiber officinale, 1803 nucleotides. RefSeq names its product phospholipase A1-Igamma1, chloroplastic-like. NCBI's taxonomy places the organism in Eukaryota, Viridiplantae, Streptophyta, Magnoliopsida, Zingiberales, Zingiberaceae. The record is from RefSeq and is a predicted model, not a curated record. Gene Ontology annotation, biological process: lipid metabolic process. The coding region runs from base 102 to 1631 and encodes 509 amino acids. The transcript is spliced from 2 exons. Gene Ontology annotation, molecular function: glycerophospholipase activity.